AUGUUUCUAUUCUUCCUCUUAUCAUUGGUACUUCAUGUAUUGUGUCAAGAGUUUGGUUCACUGCCUCCUCGUCCAACUACUGGUGUUAGAUUGUUUCUUGGUGAGGAGGAUAUUACUAUUGCUAAUUUCUCAAUGAUAACUGCUGGUCUGUUUCAUGAAGGAGAUAGAGAUAGACCUGAUGGUAUUGCUACUAAUUAUCCUAUUGGUCCUGAUGGUCAGAAUGAUGGUUUGUGGUGUCAGAGUUCUCUUAAUCAGAAUAUGAUAGGAACAUGGUAUCUUCCUGAUGGAACAACUGUACCAGUGGGUUCUGGUAGUCCUCUGUUUGCUAACAACACUGCUACUGGUCAAAUUGGUUUGUUAAGAAAUGGAGGAUUAGCAAGUGUUCAAGGACUAUACCGUUGUGUUAUACCAAAUGAAGAAGGAAUCAAUCAGACACUGUAUGUUGCUGCUUAUGGUAAUGGGGAUUUUCUUAAAGAUGCUGAACUUCCAAAGAUUGAUGGUAGUGGUCCUUCCUUCCAGCUCUUCUCAUCAGUUGAUGCUGAUCCUCCAGUGUUUAGUUUAUCAUUUACUGUCACUAAUAGAUCACCAACAAUAGUUACUUGCUCUGUUGAUAAUGGAAACCAGUUUAAUGUAUCAGAUAAUGAUCUGAUACGUACUGUAAUACCAGUUAAUAAUGAUGAACAAGUACAAGUAUCAGUAAUAUUUAGAAUGAGAGUGUCUGGCCUGUAUAAAUGUUCUGUUACUACUGACAGAAUUACAACUACACCUUUAGUAUCUACUAAUAUGGCAAUGAGGAAUGUUACUGUAACUGGAUCUCCAUCAAACUUAACCAACAGCAGAAAUAGUCUUCUCUCAGUUACACUAGGCUGGUCUCCUUCAGCAGUGAUUAGAGCUACUCCUCAGUAUCAUGUCUUUGUUAAUAACAGUAAUGGUAUUAUUAUGAAUAACAACACUACAAAUACUGAGCUGUCUCUCUCAUUACAUCCUGAUGAUGAAUAUAAUAUUAGACUAGUAGCUACUGGUGAAGACUUACCUAGUGAAAUAAUCACUGUUACUGUACCUCAAGUUGUCAGUAUUGAUGUACAAGGGCCAGUUAUGAUGCCAUUGGAUCAUUCUUCUUCCUUCUCACUAACCUGUACAUUGACAUUAGCUCCUCAAGUAAAUAAUACUAUGGUAGAAAUGUACUGGACAAGUCUUAAUCUCGUUCCAUUCAAUUCUACAACUGAUGGAGACAUAGUUUUGAAUAGUUUAGAGCCUACAAUGAUAUCAGUUAAUGAUAGUGUUGUAUAUACACUUACUCUUAACUUCAGUUCAUUGCAAGCAUCACAAGUUGGAGAAUAUGUUUGUGGAGCUUCAUUGAAUGAUGGUAUUAAUAUCAUUAACCUAACAUCAAAUUAUUCUAUAUCUGUACAAGUACCUACUCCUAUGGUCACAGCUAGUGUUAAUACAACAGGACGUAUUUUUGAGAGCAAUGACAUUCAGCUGUUGUGUUUUGUCACUAUUACUCUACUGGAUGUUAAUCAUAUUGUUAACAUUAACUGGUUUGGACCUAAUGGACUCAUUACAAUAAAUGAUGCUAAGUAUAGUAUUAGUACUAGGGAGAUCAACUCAAUAACUAGUGGAAGUAGUUUAACAUUCACU
Messenger RNA from Amphimedon queenslandica, 1641 nucleotides. RefSeq lists its product as uncharacterized. The annotation marks the transcript as partial. The transcript is spliced from 6 exons. NCBI's taxonomy places the organism in Eukaryota, Metazoa, Porifera, Demospongiae, Haplosclerida, Niphatidae. Gene Ontology annotation, molecular function: protein binding. The record is from RefSeq and is a predicted model, not a curated record.